Molecule: messenger RNA, 713 nt
Organism: Raphanus sativus (radish)
Lineage: Eukaryota; Viridiplantae; Streptophyta; Magnoliopsida; Brassicales; Brassicaceae
Product: EPIDERMAL PATTERNING FACTOR-like protein 4
Exons: 2
Coding region: 163-489 (108 amino acids)
Biological process (GO): guard cell differentiation; stomatal complex development
Source: RefSeq, a predicted model, not a curated record
UCUGUCUAAGUUUUUUUUAACUUAAGACCAAAUGAAUAACCCCAAUUCCCAAACAAAUACACUUAAAGCCCAAAAAAUCUCUCCCGUUAGAAGGAACAAAAACAAAACAAAUAGCCAAACACUUGUCUCUGCUAACGUUUGCAUUCUCGCCGGUUCUUGUUAAUGGGGGCUCUCCGUCGCCGCCGGCGUCUCUUUAUCUUCGCUGCACUCGCCACAUUUGCUCUCCUCCAUGUCUUUUUGGCCGUCUCCAAAGUCUCCGCCGUUGGAUGGCUUGGUCAAAGAACCGAGUCGGAUUUUCACGGUCAUUUUACGGGGAAUAAGCGGUUUGGCGGACUUGGUUCAUCACCACCGACGUGUAGAUCGAAGUGUGAGAAGUGUCAGCCGUGUAAACCGGUUCACGUACCGAUACAACCCGGUAUGAGCAUUCCAUUAGAGUAUUAUCCUGAAGCUUGGCGGUGUAAGUGUGGCGACAAGCUUUUCAUGCCCUAGAUUGUUACUUAUUUAGACAAAAAAUUAUUUAAAAAGUGUUUUAAUGCUUCUUGUUUCUUUUUUUCAUUUGUCUCGCCCUUCAGUUUAGCUGAUUAAUUAGUGUUAUCAAACUUUUGUGUUAAUUGUUAGUAUUAAAAUAUUAGUCUCUAGGAAGGCAACUUUUGUUGUGAUAUUACCGAGAGAGAGAAAGAAAGUCAUCAUUUCUUACCCAAUGACACUUGCUC